GCUAUGGACGGCGGAGGGAACGGUGGUGGGCUACCUGUAAACAACAGACAAAGAGCGAUGUUGCCGAACAAAACCAGGGGCGAAUUCCCUCGAAAUUCAAGGAAAGACUCAGAGGGACCAUCUGAAUUCCCAGAUCUUGAGUUUGAAUAUUCUGAUACAGACAAGUGGGCUGCAGAACUGUCAGAGCUUUACAGUUACACGGAGGGACCAGAAUUUACUCUUAACAGAAAGUGCUUUGAGGAGGAAUUCAGAGCUCAUGUGUCUGAUAAGAAGUGGACAGAGCUGGAUGCAGCUCAGCACAGAGCUCAUGCAAUGCGCCUCUUGGACAAUUUGGAAGUCAUCGCUCGCGAAAAAAGAUUGAAGGUUGCACGGGCCAUUCUCUACAUGGCUCAGGGGACAUUUGCAGAGUGCAGCUCCGAGGCAGAGGUACAGCAUUGGAUGAGAUACAACAUAUUUCUGCUGCUGGAUGUGGGGACCUUUUCUGCAUUGAUAGAGCUGCUCAACAUGGAGAUGGAUAACAGUGCUGCCUGUAGUAGCGCAGUCAGGAAACCAGCCAUCUCCCUCGCUGACAGCACUGAUCUUAGGGUGCUGCUUAAUAUAAUGUACCUCAUGGUGGAGACAAUCCAACAGGAUGACCUAGCUGACAAACCUGAAUGGAAAAUCAUCAGGGAAACCUUCAGAGCAGAACUGGGAUCUCCUUUGUUCAACAAUGAGCCCAUUUCUGUCAUGCUCUUUGGUAUGGUUACCAAGUUCUGUAGUGGCCAUGCCCCUCACUUCCCAAUGAAGAAGGUGUUACUGCUGUUGUGGAAGAGUAUACUGUUCACACUCGGAGGGUUUGAGCAACUCCAGAGCAUCAAAGUACAUAAACGAGGAGAACUGGGUCUUCCUCCUCUCCCAGAGGACAGCAUUCGAGUCAUUCGCAGCAUGAGGGCAGCUUCUCCUCCUGCCUCAGCAUCUGACCUCAUUGAGCAGCAACAAAAAAGGGCUCGCCGUGAACACAAGGCGCUGAUCAAACAGGACAACCUGGAUGCAUUCAAUGAGAAGGAUCCCUACAAGGCUGACGACUCUCGUGAAGAUGAGGACGACAAUGAUGACAACGACAACUCUUUAGAGACAGAGACUUUCCCAUUAGAAAGAGACGAAACCAUGCCUCCACCCAUUCCUCACCCUCCAUCAGAGAGGGUUUCCUUCCCCAAGGGACUGCCGUGGGCUCCUAAAGUCAGAGAAAAAGACAUUGAGAAUUUUCUGGAAUCAAGUCGAAGUAAAUUCAUUGGUUACACGCUUGGGAGCGAUACAGAUACGGUGGUCGGCUUACCCAGGCCAAUUCAUGAGAGCAUCAAAACAUUAAAGCAGCAUAAGUAUGUUUCUAUAGCAGAAAUGCAGAUUGUAAAGGAGGAUGAAUACCAGAAAACCCCUCUGUCUGGUGGUGAAGAGGAGGUGGACAUGUCUGCCACUGAGCUGCUCUACCAGGGAAUUUUGCCUAGUUUGCCUCAGUACAUGAUCGCGCUGCUGAAGAUACUCCUCGCUGCUGCUCCAACAUCCAAAGCCAAAACUGACUCCAUUAACAUCUUAGCAGACGUGCUGCCGGAAGAGAUGCCGACCACGGUGCUGCAAAGCAUGAAGCUCGGUGUCGAUGUCAACCGGCACAAAGAGAUCAUUGUGAAAGCAAUCUCUGCCAUCCUGCUCCUGCUACUGAAACACUUCAAACUGAAUCACAUCUACCAGUUUGAGUACAUGGCUCAACACCUGGUGUUUGCCAACUGCAUCCCGCUCAUCCUGAAGUUCUUCAACCAGAACAUCAUGUCUUACAUCACAGCCAAGAAUAGCAUUUCAGUACUUGACUUUCCAUAUUGUGUGGUGCAUGAGCUUCCAGAGUUGACUGCAGAGAGUUUGGAAGCUGGAGAUAACAACCAGUUUUGCUGGAGAAAUCUGUUUUCAUGCAUCAACCUGCUAAGGAUCCUGAAUAAGUUGACCAAGUGGAAGCACUCCAGAACAAUGAUGCUGGUGGUGUUUAAGUCGGCCCCCAUCCUGAAGAGGGCGCUGAAGGUCAAGCAGGCCAUGAUGCAGCUCUAUGUUCUGAAACUGCUCAAAGUCCAGACCAAAUACCUGGGGAGGCAGUGGAGGAAGAGCAACAUGAAGACCAUGUCUGCUAUCUACCAGAAAGUCCGACAUCGCCUCAACGAUGACUGGGCCUAUGGAAACGAUCUGGAUGCUCGUCCCUGGGACUUCCAGGCUGAGGAGUGCGCCCUGCGCGCCAACAUCGAGCGCUUCAACAGUCGUCGCUACGACAAGAGCAACAGCAAUCCCGACUUCCUGCCUGUGGACAACUGCCUGCAGAGUGUUCUGGGACAGAGAGUGGACCUACCUGAGGACUUCCAAAUGAACUAUGACCUUUGGCUGGAGCGGGAGGUCUUCUCCAAACCCAUAUCCUGGGAAGAACUGCUACAGUGAGAAUCAACCCCUUUUAUGUUUUUUGUUUUUUUGUUUGUUUGGUUUUAAAAUACCGGUUUCUGUCUGGAGUUCAGAAGAACCUCUUAAAGAAGCUCUUAACUGUUCUAACUCUGAGCGCUGCUUUACGUUGCGUCUCUGACGGAUGGAUCACAGAGGUUUCAGCUGUCAUGGAUCCGCUGGCAUCGGUCUGGUUUUGCAGGAUGAGCGAUUACCCCGACCAAAUAUUUUUGUGAUGAACUGUUGCCUCUAUGAAAUUUAGCAUUAAUGUGAGUCAGUCCAAAAACAAAAGAACAUCCUUUUGUACUGAAGUUCCCUGAAACUGUUCCCACUGCCCUCACUUUUAUAAUGAAAUCAAUGCUUAAUUCCAUUUAUGAUCUUGAACUGAACUCCGAUCGUAUAUUUCCAGGUUUUUUUUUGCUCCGUGUGCAUUUUAACUGCUACAGUAGAUCAGUAAAUGAGCUAGAAGCACUACAUCACCCCAGAGUCACUUUGGUUUUCAAUUAAAGUUAUUUUGAAUUGUUUAUUAUUAACUAUUAAGAUGAGGGGUUCAUCAUAUUUAUAUUUCAUAUAAUUUAUAUGAUAUUUCCUGGUGUCAUCUCGUAUCUAUCAAAUGGAUUGGCAGGAGCUUUUUAGUCAGUAUUGUAUACAUUUUACUUUUUGAUGGUGACUGGGAUGUGACAAGUUUUCUCCAGAUUGAUCUCAUUGUUAUUCAAUCUAAUUUGGAUUAUUGUUGAUUAUUCCAAGUGUCUCUUUUAAACGCUGCUUGCUUUUGCUCCGGGACCAUCAAGAUACUCAGAGAGACUCUGACCGACCUCCAGGCUGAAUGGAAAGAAAAAUAACACGCAGACUUUUUACUCAGCGUGAGACGACUCAUCAGCCUCACGUUUGUUCUGGUGUGAUUGACAAACGUUUGUUGUUGAGAUUUAUUCACUUAUAAGACAGCUGUUCUGAACUUGAGGGGAAAAUUGGCCUAAUUCCCUGUUAUAAAACUCCUUUCAGUUUUUUUUUGUAGUUUGAUUUGUUUUUAUUAGAAAGAUUAAAGAAAAGGAAACAAAAUAUGUAAAUUGUGAGACUUAUUUAUCAUGGCUUUGUUUUUGUUUUACAUGGACUUAAAACUGUAAUAAAAUGAUACUGUAAUGCA
Messenger RNA from Cololabis saira (Pacific saury), 3592 nucleotides. RefSeq names its product striatin interacting protein 1 (gene strip1). Bases 4 to 2451 code for a protein of 815 amino acids. Gene Ontology annotation, biological process: cytoskeleton organization. NCBI's taxonomy places the organism in Eukaryota, Metazoa, Chordata, Actinopteri, Beloniformes, Belonidae. The transcript has 20 exons. The record is from RefSeq and is a predicted model, not a curated record. Gene Ontology annotation, cellular component: cytosol.